Messenger RNA from Lutzomyia longipalpis, 604 nucleotides. RefSeq lists its product as uncharacterized. The record is from RefSeq and is a predicted model, not a curated record. Lineage: Eukaryota; Metazoa; Arthropoda; Insecta; Diptera; Psychodidae. The coding region runs from base 133 to 519 and encodes 128 amino acids. The transcript has 2 exons.
CAAAAAUUAAUUUUGUAAAAACUUCAGCAAAGAAAAAAAGAAUUUCGAUAUUUUCUUUAUUGUUUCCAACAAUUCAUUUCCUCUCUACAUUUUUCAAAGAAUCAAUUCCUCCUUAUAAGAAAGAUCAUCGAGAUGUUUUCCUUCUUCAAGAGCAAAAAACAGAGUCCGGAAGAACCAAUUCCCCCUGCAAAUCCCUCACCAGCUAAGCAGGAUGAAUUUGUCAUGGUUGACCCAAAGCCCCAGCAGCCACAGCAACCAGGAAUUUACCCAUCAAUUGGCCCCGGAAUGGCUCCUCCAUACGCGGGACUUCCGGGUUCCUUUCCUCCACCCACAGUGGCCCCUCAGCAGCCCUACAAUGCCCUCCAGGGGGUCCCAUUCAAGUUCUCCGAUCAACUUUGCACCUCCGACAAGACGGAAGUGACCAAAAUCAUGCUGUACGACUUCCUGGAAGUUUUCUCGAGGAAUCACCAAAAGGACGACUACGACUUUUCUGUUGAGCGGAGCGUUAUCAAUGUCUAGCAAAGCCUAAUUAUAAUUUAAUAUUUCUCUCAAAUUCUCAACUCUAUUCAACAUUAUUGCGUUAUAAAAAUUAUUUUUUUAUUUA